Gossypium arboreum is the source of this 2375-nucleotide messenger RNA. Its product is annotated as scarecrow-like transcription factor PAT1. The transcript has 4 exons. NCBI's taxonomy places the organism in Eukaryota, Viridiplantae, Streptophyta, Magnoliopsida, Malvales, Malvaceae. Gene Ontology annotation, biological process: regulation of DNA-templated transcription. Gene Ontology annotation, cellular component: nucleus. Gene Ontology annotation, molecular function: sequence-specific DNA binding; DNA-binding transcription factor activity. The record is from RefSeq and is a predicted model, not a curated record. Bases 372 to 2105 code for a protein of 577 amino acids.
UGUAUGUUUUAAUUGUUAUGUGAAGGGGUUUGAUAAUGCAUCCCUUUUUCUUUUAGUUAAUAAAAAAGAAUGCACAUGCUGAUGUGACUCUUUACAAGAAAAAAGAAAUAAAAACAAAUCAUAUGCUGUCUCAUUUCCAACCUCCUUUCCAUCUCUCAAACCCUCUUGUUUUCUUCAACUUCAAUUUCACCAAAAGCUGAAGAUUCCUUAGAAUAAGGUGCGGUGCCCCCAUUGAUUUGAUGUUGGAAUUGAAUUUGUUCUUUUAUUGAAUUUAAGGUUUGUAGAUGUCAAAAUUUUCAUAUCUGUCUAGCUAAUCCAUGGGGGAGAAAAGGGAGAUAAUUUUAGCACUCUAGAAGAUCAUAAAGAGACAGAUGGAAAGAAUCUGGGCUGUCAAGGCUGAAGGAUCAUGUCCUGCCAGUCUCGAAUCCUUUGAUUGCUCCAACCCCCACAAGGGGACAGAACCUGUUCUGGCAAGCUGUCCAUCAAUGCAAGCAUCCCAGCAACACAGAAGCUCAGUCAUGGCUAGCAGAUUGUACCGUCAAAUAAAGCAAGAAGUCGAGCCUGAGCCCUACUGGUUCCCUCAACUCCCACCUAUUGACCCCUCUCUCUGCUAUAGUGACAGUAGCCACGAAUUCCACUUCACUGUUGAGAGUUCCAAUGAAAAUUUUUGCACUUUGGAGUCAUCCUCUGCAAAUGGCAGUUAUAAUGCCUACAACUCUACAUCACUUGUCGGUUUCUCACCAAAUGGAAGCCCAACGUCACAGCAAGAUUCUCAGUCAUAUCCAUCCGACUUGCAUCACUCUCCUGACAAUAAUGGUGGCUCUCCUAUUAGUGGUUCCUGCGUAACCGAUGAUGUAAGUGAUUUGAGGGAUAAGCUGAAAGAGCUGGAAACUGUGAUGUUGGGCCCUGAUUCUGAUGUUAUUGACAGUAAGACCUCACCAGAGAUGGGCACAUGGAGACUUGUAACAGAUGCAAUCUCCAGAGGGGACUUAAAACAGGUCCUUGUCUUUUGUGCAAAAGCCAUGUCAGAUAAUGAUCUCUUGAUGGCACAGUGGUUAAUGGAUGAAUUACGCCGAAUGGUGUCGGUUUCUGGGGAGCCAAUCCAGAGGUUGGGAGCCUACAUGUUGGAAGGGCUAGUGGCACGACUAGCCUCAUCAGGGAGCUCAAUCUAUAAGGCUUUGCGAUGCAAAGAACCAAAGAGUGCUGACCUAUUAUCUUACAUGCACAUUCUUUAUGAGGUUUGCCCCUACUUAAAGUUUGGCUACAUGUCUGCAAAUGGAGCCAUUGCAGAGGCCAUGAAAGAUGAAGAUAGAGUUCAUAUUAUCGAUUUCCAAAUAGCUCAGGGGAGUCAGUGGAUCACUCUCAUCCAAGCAUUUGCAGCUAGGCCUGGUGGACCACCCUAUAUCCGAAUAACUGGUAUUGAUGAUUCCACAUCUGCAUAUGCCCGUGGAGGAGGCCUAAACAUUGUGGGAAAGAGGCUGUCUAAGCUUGCAAGGUAUUUUAAAGUGCCAUUUGAAUUCCAUGCUGCCGCCAUGUCUGGUUGCGAAGUCCAGCGGGAACACCUUCAAGUUCGACCAGGAGAGGCUCUAGCUGUAAAUUUUGCUUUCAUGCUUCACCACAUGCCUGAUGAGAGUGUCAGCACUGAGAAUCAUCGUGACCGACUCUUGAGGCUAGUUAAGAGCCUGUCUCCAAAGGUUGUAACCCUUGUGGAACAGGAAUCUAACACAAAUACUGCUCCAUUCUUCGCAAGGUUCCUGGAGACACUAAACUAUUACACAGCCAUGUUUGAAUCAAUUGAUGUGACUCUCCCCCGGGAACAUAAAGAGCGGAUCGAUGUUGAGCAGCAAUGCCUGGCAAGGGAUGUCGUUAACAUCAUAGCUUGUGAGGGGGCUGAGAGAGUUGAACGACAUGAACUCUUGGGGAAGUGGAGGUCAAGGUUCAGAAUGGCAGGGUUCACUCCUUAUCCUCUAAGCUCCUUGGUUAAUGCCACCAUAAAAACCCUACUUGAGAACUACUGCGAUAGAUAUAGGCUUGAAGAGAGAGAUGGGGCUCUGUACCUUGGUUGGAUGAAUAGGGAUUUGGUUGCUUCCUGCGCAUGGAAGUGAUUUACAUUUUUGUCCUUUUACUCUCUUUAGUAUUGUCCUCGCACAUUUGAGAACAGGGGACUUGAACUGAGGGCCUCUUAGUACCCUGUUCUUGUACCAUUAAUCAAGGCCUCUGGCAUGCAUGGAAGUGACAAUGAUGCUUCUAUUGUUAGUGUUAAUUUUAGGAGACUGGGCACUACCUUUGGUGCAAAGUCCUCUUUCUCUUAGCUGCCGGGUUUCUUUUUAACCAUGUACUUCUUAUAAAUCACGGGUUAUCCACCUUUGCAGUCA